Messenger RNA from Glycine soja, 1712 nucleotides. Its product is annotated as probable receptor-like protein kinase At5g20050. The transcript has a single exon. The coding region runs from base 183 to 1529 and encodes 448 amino acids. Gene Ontology annotation, molecular function: protein kinase activity; ATP binding. The record is from RefSeq and is a predicted model, not a curated record. Gene Ontology annotation, biological process: protein phosphorylation. NCBI's taxonomy places the organism in Eukaryota, Viridiplantae, Streptophyta, Magnoliopsida, Fabales, Fabaceae.
UUCCUGCAGUCAAAACUAAACUAACAUCCACUACCAAAAAAAACUAAACUAACAUCCUCAUUCCUCAGCCCUUCUCUUGUCAGAAUACCAAGCUGCAACCAUAAAGAGAGACCCUUUUGGCUUUCGCUUACUCCUUCACCAAAAAAAAAAAACACCCAACCAAAACAAUGAAGUAGUUACUGAUGGAGGACAGAAAAGCCAACACAAUCUCUGUAAUAUCAGUGAUUGCACUGAUCAUCCUCAUCAUCGUCGCUCGUGUUUCCUUGAAGCUCUCGCGUGCCUUCUUCCUCAUAUGUGGCGCUUCUAUUGCUGUGAUCCUCGCUGUCUUUUCUUGUGCACUCAUAAGGCACCGUUACAACCACAGAAGGAGGUUGUUGGAGUCACAGUUGAAGACAGAAGGGAGAGAGCUUCGAAUAGAGUACAGUUUCCUAAGAAAAGUUGCUGGUGUUCCCACAAAGUAUCGUUUCAAGGAGCUUGAAGAAGCAACGGAUGGUUUUCAAGCACUUUUAGGAAAAGGGUCCUCUGCUUCGGUCUUCAAAGGCAUUCUCAACGAUGGAACUUCGGUUGCGGUGAAACGAAUCGACGGCGAGGAGCGAGGGGAGAAAGAAUUCAGAUCAGAAGUUGCAGCCAUUGCAAGUGUGCAUCAUGUCAACCUCGUACGUAUGUUUGGUUAUUGUAACGCUCCAACAGCACCUAGGUACCUUGUUUAUGAGUACAUCCCAAACGGGUCCUUGGAUUGUUGGAUUUUUCCCUUAAGGGAAAAUCAUACACGUAAAGGAGGGUGUUUACCGUGGAACUUGAGGCAAAAGGUAGCUAUUGAUGUUGCAAGAGGGUUGUCUUAUCUUCACCAUGAUUGUAGGAGGAGGGUUUUGCAUCUUGAUGUGAAGCCAGAGAAUAUACUCUUGGAUGAGAAUUACAAGGCUCUUGUUGCUGAUUUUGGUCUCUCAACGCUUGUUGGAAAGGAUGUGAGUCAGGUUAUGACAACAAUGAGAGGGACAAGAGGGUACUUGGCUCCUGAGUGGCUUUUGGAAAGAGGGGUGUCAGAAAAAACUGAUGUUUACAGCUAUGGGAUGGUUCUGUUGGAGAUCAUUGGAGGGAGAAGGAAUGUGUCGAGGGUAGAGGAUCCGAGGGACAGGACCAAGAAAAAGUGGGAGUUUUUUCCCAAGAUUGUGAAUGAGAAAGUGAGGGAAGGGAAAUUCAUGGAGAUUGUGGAUCGUAGGUUGGUGGAGCGUGGGAGUGUUGUUGAGGAGAGUGAGGUUACUAGGUUGGUGUAUAUUGCAUUGUGGUGCAUACAAGAGAAGCCAAGGUUGAGGCCUAGCAUGGCACAAGUGGUUGACAUGCUUGAAGGGCGUGUGAGGGUGGAUGAACCACCUGGUUCAAGAAUGAUUCUUGUUGAUUUGCUUGCUGUUGAUGAAGAUCCUGCAGAUCAUAGAAAUUUGGCAAGGUUGUUGACAUCUGUGUCCAGCCAUGUGGAUUGUACAUCUACUUACUCUUUGGGAACCACAAACACUAUUUUAUCUGGUAGAUAGCUAGCUAGCUACUUAAUUUUUGGAUUAGAGGUCCUAAUGCAGUUGAAUCUGCUCGAGGGUAUUUUUUCCCUUGCUAUUUUUGCUUCUGAUUAAUUAGUUUCUUCAAUUGUAUAAAUUGGGACAUAGUUCUAAAACUUCCAUCGAGGAUAUUUUAUAUAUAGUUUAUACUCUACUUUCUUUUUA